This is a messenger RNA of Lizanozyma spartinae, 2397 nucleotides long. It is a transcript of the gene UPC2, whose product is annotated as Upc2p. The record is from RefSeq and is a predicted model, not a curated record. NCBI's taxonomy places the organism in Eukaryota, Fungi, Ascomycota, Pichiomycetes, Serinales, Debaryomycetaceae. Gene Ontology annotation, molecular function: DNA-binding transcription activator activity, RNA polymerase II-specific; zinc ion binding. The transcript is spliced from 2 exons. The coding region runs from base 1 to 2397 and encodes 798 amino acids. Gene Ontology annotation, biological process: regulation of transcription by RNA polymerase II.
AUGGGUGGCGAUGAAAAUACCAAAAAAUCAAGAUCUUCCACAGGAAAGCGUAAAUUCCAUCUGAAAUCCCGUUCCGGCUGUUCUACAUGUAAAAAAAGAAGAGUUAAAUGUGAUGAAACUAAACCCAUUUGCAAACGUUGUGAGAAAACGAAGAUAGCAUGUGGUUAUACCACUGAAGGAUACCCUCCAGAUGAUGUGAACUCAUUCGAUGACGCAAAUGAUGUUUCACCAUCCGGUCAAAAGAAGAGACGUUUAUCGUCAAUUGAUUCGACUGCUAAUCUGAUAUCAGAUAAUGAUGAUGGGGAGCAUCAGACCCUAUUAACACCACCGUCUACAGAUUUGGACUUAACUGCUGCCGAUAUUUCAGCUCAUGGAACGUCUUCAUUGUUAUCUGUUCCUUUGAUAGAUGUUAAUAAACAUCGUCAACAACGUACUCCAAAAUUGUCUCCUGUUUCAAGAAUACCUAGGGCCAGCUCACCUUCAAGGCAAAUUCUUGAUCGUCAAAAUGAUCAAGCCACAUCUGCGCCUACACCAAUUAAUCCUAUUAAUACUGCUGGAUCAGAAUCUAAAUCUUCCAAGUCUCAUUUGGAACCCUCAGAUUCAACAGCUUCUAAUAUCAACGACCCCCGAGCUCAAGGUUCAGGAGUUGGUGCUAACUCUGCUUCCUCUGCUGCCGCUGCUUCCGCUACCGCAGCCGCUACCGCAGCUGCUACUACAGCCACAGCCACUAAUGCUGCUUCUGCUGCAAUUGCCGGUAUACCUCAAAACAUUCUUUCGGCCUUUUCAUCUGGUCUUUUGAACAUCGGAAGUCUCAAUAAUAUUAAUUUAAGCCAUUUGGUCAACAAUCUUGCUAGCUCUGGCGCAGAUCUUGGAGGGUUAGCAUCCAUGUUUGCAAGUUCAGGUGCAGGUGGCAAUGAUAUACUAUCAAAUUUGUCAAACUUGAGCAACUUGGCAACUAUGGCACAAUUCCCAUUGGAUUUGUCUAAUAUUAUCGAUCAACCUGGUACUGAGUCAACUUUAGGUGGUGUUACAUCUACAUCUGCUAUAGAAGCUCAUCUUACUAAUGAUUCUCAAGGACCCCAUACUUCAGUUCAUUUAUCCGAUACUCCUAGCUUGGCUAAUGUUGCUUCAGCAUUUAUCAAUGGUGCGUCAAUCCCCUCAUCUAAUACUGAUCCUUCAAUUGAACCUAAAUUAGGACCAGGAUCGGCGGAAGCUAAUGCUUCGUCUACUGAACAAGGACCUUCAAGCAAUCCUGGUGGUCAACUAAACAUGAUGGAUCUUAGACUUAUGUUCCAUUACACUUCACAAGUUUCUCAAACGAUAACCGGUGCUGGUAUUUCUGAUACCAACAUUUGGAAUACGGAUAUACCCAUGCUAGCCUUUGACCAUCCUUUCCUCAUGCAUUCGCUCCUUGCCUUUAGUGCUACACAUCUUUCAAGAAGCGAGACAGGUUUAGAUCAUAUUAUUACGGCACAUCGUGGUGAUGCACUUAGGUUAUUGAGAGAGGCAGUUUUAGAUAUAAAUCCAGAAAAUACCGAUGCUUUGGUUGCUUCGGCAUUGAUAUUGAUUAUGGAUUCUCUUGCAAAUGCAAGUUUACCAAGCUCUACAUCGCCAAAGUCUUUGCCUGCUCUGGCUUGGAUUUUCCAUGUUAAAGGUGCAGCAACAAUUUUAACUGCCGUAUGGCCAUUAACUGAAUCUAGAUCAUCUUCUCCUGCUGAAGAUAUUUCCAUUGGUAGAGACGAUGGAUUCAUUGAUCAUUCCAGUCCUACUUUAGCUUCUCCUCAUACUAUAAAUAUGAUGAAGCAAGUACCUGGAAUGCCUGAAACAACAGUAGUCGAGGUUCAAGAACAGAAGAAGUUUUACACUGAUUUGGAAUGUCAUGACAGUGAAAUUGCUGAUCUUUUCCCAGUGGAAAUUAAUUCACCAUACUUGAUUACCCUUGCAUAUUUGAAUAAACUUCACAAGGAAAGAUACAAAUCAGAUUUUAUUUUACGGAUUUUUGCAUUCCCUGCAUUAUUAGAAAAGCAAUUUAUGUCGCUUUUAAUGAUGGGAGAUGUGAAAGCCAUGAGAAUUAUGAGAUCAUACUAUAAAUUAUUAAGGUCAUUCACUACAGAAAUGAAGGACAAGGUUUGGUUCUUAGAAGGAGUUAGUCUGGUACUUCCUGUGGAUGUCGAAGAAUAUGCUGGUGGUGCUGGUGGGAUGUAUAUGAUGUUGGAUUUCCUUGGAGGAGGUCCUGUAAUUAUUGAAAAUGAUGAUGAAAUGGCUGAUGAAUUACACAAAUUUGAUCCUAGUGGAGUAUUGACCAAGAAUUUGGAAGAUACUGAUAAUUUACCUAGUGAGAUCACCAGUAAUUUAGAGGUUAUGCAGGGAGAUAGUGGUUUAAUGAAUUUCAAAUAA